This is a messenger RNA of Lotus japonicus, 823 nucleotides long. Its product is annotated as acyl carrier protein 1, chloroplastic-like. The transcript is spliced from 4 exons. The coding region runs from base 234 to 653 and encodes 139 amino acids. Lineage: Eukaryota; Viridiplantae; Streptophyta; Magnoliopsida; Fabales; Fabaceae. The record is from RefSeq and is a predicted model, not a curated record. Gene Ontology annotation, molecular function: acyl carrier activity; phosphopantetheine binding. Gene Ontology annotation, biological process: fatty acid biosynthetic process.
AAAGUUGAAACCCAGGGAUAGGACGGAGAAAGCAAAGUUAACAAACACCGUUUCGCACGUGCCGAACCUCGAAGGUAACGAAGCGAAACCCCAAAACCCCAACACUUUUGUGGCGUUGUUUCGUCCCUAUAAAUAGUUACAGUUUCCCAUCACACUCGUGUCUUCCAUUUCAUUUCUGUCUCAAACACACACACUUCGUAGCCUCCGUCGUUCCGAUCUCAGAUCUCACUCCAAUGGCUUCCCUCACCAGAGUCUCCAUGUCCCUCUCUUCUCUCCCCAACCAAACCCUGGUUUCUGGUACCAGGUUUGCUAGCCCAAGUACAGUUUCACUUUCAAUGAAUGGGAGAAUUUUCCCAUCCAUCACAAUGCAGCCCAGGGCACCCCGCCUUCAAGUUGCAUGUGCGGCCAAGCCAGAGACCGUGGAGAAGGUGUGUGCCAUAGUCAAGAAGCAAUUGGCAUUGCCAGAGGAUUCAACUGUCACUGGAGAGUCCAAAUUUACCACUCUUGGAGCUGAUUCUCUUGACACGGUUGAGAUUGUGAUGGGGCUUGAGGAGGAAUUUGGCAUUAGUGUGGAAGAAGAAAGUGCCCAGAGCAUCGCCACCGUUCAAGAUGCUGCUGAUAUGAUUGAUAAACUUCUUGAGAGCAAGGCUUAAAUUAGCUAAGUGGACAUAAAAUGUCCAGUUUGGAGUUUAAUUGUUUGUUUGAUGGAAGGGGAUUUUGAUGUUUUAAUUAUAUCUUUGGUAUUUCAGUUCUAUUCUUCAAGUGACUGCUAGAUACUUUCUGAACCAUAUUUGGAUUACUAUAUAGUUUUAAUUUUGCAAAA